Molecule: messenger RNA, 4749 nt
Organism: Bicyclus anynana (squinting bush brown)
Lineage: Eukaryota; Metazoa; Arthropoda; Insecta; Lepidoptera; Nymphalidae
Product: 43 kDa receptor-associated protein of the synapse homolog
Exons: 14
Coding region: 349-1998 (549 amino acids)
Biological process (GO): chemical synaptic transmission
Molecular function (GO): protein-membrane adaptor activity; acetylcholine receptor binding
Source: RefSeq, a predicted model, not a curated record
CCCUACACAACAUACCAACCGGGGUGUGAUCCACAAAGGACACUUGCGCUAUAAAAUUAACAAUAAAAUCUCGAAAAACAACCUCGUAAAACCGACAAGUGUCCAAAAAACCCGGUGAGAUAUUGUGAAAACCGCAGACAAAUGUUUCAGUGAUCAGAAACAUACAGAACCUCCUUUCCCUCGGAUGCAAAAUGGCAUCUUAAAUAAUGGACGAGAACACAUCUAAAAUGCCACUAGAAGACGCAUACCAUUUCGAAAUUGUUUGAGUUGGAUAGUUCCGUGGUGUGCGAAGAAGAGGACGCGAUGCACCCAUCCGCCAGGUGACCCUGCCGCUUACACCCGCGGAACAUGUCAUGGGACUCAAUCGAGUCGCGCGACUUCCUAGGCGGGGUGCCGGCGCACCAACUGUCGGCUACGCGACUGCUCAGCUCACCUGAUCCGUCGCGACAUCACAUCGAAGAUCCACCUGAACUGUUUCCGUUCUCAGAGGAGUAUCCUACGGAAGCGCGCAAUGGAGCGAUCCGCUGGGGCUCACGCUUCGGCCCGGCGCACCGACCGUCGGCCGGCGUGCUCGAGUGCUUCCGCGUCUGCAGAUCACGUAUCGACCAGUAUCUUGCAAGGCGAAAGAUCGAACGCGGAGUACGUUUGUACGGACAGAACGAGCAACGCCUGGCGGUGAAGGUAUGGCUUUCGGCUCUGCGCGGCGUGCGACAUCGGAGCGACAAGUUUGCACUACUGGGUCAUCUCUAUCAGGCUUAUAUGGACUUUGGAAAAUACAGAGAAUCUCUGGAAUUCGCAAACAGACAGCUGGGCAUAUCAGAGGAGCUGGACUCGGCUCCCAUGAGGGCCGAGGCAUAUCUGAACCUUGCACGCACUCAUCAAACUUUAGGUGGACUUGACAGGGCUCUCUCCUACGCUCGCCACGCUUUAUACAACGACUGCGGCGGCGGCUCCACGGCGGGAUGUGUCCAUCUCACUGUUGCUGCUGUGAGCCUCGAGCUGGGCGCCUUCUCUAAGGCAAUGGAUGGCUUUCAGAAGGCACUGGCCGUAGCUCAGGCGCAAAAUGACAACACGCUUUUAUUACAGGUGUAUGUUGGUUUAUCUGAACUAUGGCGACGUCUCCGAGAUACUGAGCGUGCUGUGGCGUGUGCUGCUCGUGCCUGUGAUCUUGGCCGCGGUCCGCGGUCGACUGACCUCAACACGCGGCAUCAUCGUACCGCGUUAUUGCAAAUGGCUGCAGCAUUGCGCGCGAGGGGCGAGCUGGGGGACGCACAUGAUUAUUGUAAUGAAGCUCUGCGUUUGGCUGCAGUCGCCGGUGACCAGGGAUGCUAUGUGCGAGCCGUGAGGAUAGCUGGCGAUGUGUACAGAAGGAAAUGUGAUUACGGGAAGGCACUUAGGAAUUACGAGGUAGCUAUGGGGGCGACACAGACUUUGGGUGAUCGUCUAGCUCAAAUGGAGGCCAUGGACGGAGCCGCGCGGUGCUUAGAGGCGUUGAGGCUGCAAGGUCGGAUCUGUAACUGUCGCCCGCUGGAGUUCAACACGCGUCUGUUGGAGGUCGCCACUUCUGUUGGCUCGAAGAUGCUAGUACGUCGCGUGAGGCUCCGGCUGGCAGAGAUCUACACGGCGCUGGGCGACAACAACGCGGCUGCGCGCCAGAAGCGAGCGGCGUCCGCCUGGGCCGCGCCCACCUGCGCGCGCUGCCGGGAGCCUCUGGCCGAGCGCGCCGAGCCGCUCGCCUCGCUGCCCUGCGCGCACAUAGUGCACCACGCUUGCAUGCCCGAGUCCUGGUCGAGGCGAUCAACUCGCAGCUCCGGUGGCGCUGAGUGCCUGGAGUGCGCCUCGCCCCGCGCGCCGCGCGUCCCUCCGCCGGCGCCGCCUGCGCCUAGAAGCUUACCGUCGCAGGAUUUCCCAUUCGGUACACCGCCAACUCUCCGCGAGUCGGAUUUGAACUCUGUCCUCUCUGAUCACAGCAGCCAGCAAGCCACGUCCAGCGUUUAAUUUAAUUUUAACUCUAUUUUUAUACUCACAAAGAUCUUAUUUUUUUUACUUACUAUUUCUCGUAUAAAUUUUCACAAUAGUUAGCUACUCUAUACAAAUUCAAAGUACGCUUAAAAUGUUAGAGAAAUCAAAGUGUUUCGAAGAAUACUACUUAUUUUUUUAUGUUUUAGUAAGUUAGCCGUCUCUACUUGCGAUAUUUCUCCUUCUAUUUACUUGUAUGUCAAAGAGUUUAUUGGAUAUAAUCUGUGUCAAAAAUUUCCCGUUGACAAUCGUCAACAAAAGUGAAUAUCGGACGCCUGAAUGGAUUUGCAAUGUUAGAAUAUUUUUAAAUGAAAAAAAAACUAUUUUGAAAUAAUUGUUGUUUAUUACUUAAUAUUGUAUGUUUUUGCGAAAAUUUGAGAAAAAUGGUGACUAAAAUGGAACUCGUAUAGAUAUAAAAAAACAAGAAGGAAAAGUCCAUAUCUAUUAAUUAUUUCUUAAAUGUGUACUUAGGAAAUAAAAUAUUUUAAAAUACGCUUUAUCGAAUUAAAUAUUUAAUUCCAGCGGGUAAAUAUGAUCUCAUAAAUAAAUUAUGUAUUUGUCGUAAUUAUACAUGUCGUAAUUUAAGAUAAUAAUUCAUACCUAUUUAUUAAGUUUUGUGAAACUUAAUGACGCUUGUAUCGUGAUAUACAUAUAUUUGUUGCUACACAUAAAUAUUAAUAAUUAUUAAAUUAUGUUGUAGUUGUUGAAUAGUAAGCCAACAAGCUUUCUAUUUUUAAAACAAUAAUGAACUGUUUAAAUAAAGUAAAUCAUUAAGAUCUCAUAAUACAUUAUUACAACGGUAGUUGAAAUAUAACUAGUACCUACAAUUUAUAUACAUUAAAACCACGAACUGCCAAUUAACUUCUUGUGGUAAAUUUAGAUAUGAAGUAAAAUUUAUCAUGGAUUUACCAAACCCUACAGAAGCGGAACUUUUUAUGUAUGGUAGAAACUAAACUAUGUGAUCAAGUACUAGGACCUUAUUUUUACAGUGUACCACUCGUUUGGCUUAACACUACGUUUAUUAUAUUAGUUGCCUCUCGAACACAUUUUUGUGAAGCUUUGAGCGCUUGAUAAAAUAUUUGCUUUACAAAUUAAUUACCUGAAAAAGGAAAAGCAAUGCCUAUUAGCAAAUUAGCAAAUUUGUAAACACCUUGAAAAAUAAAAAAAAUGUUGGAAUUUAGAAAUCUACUGAAACCUACUUUCAAUAUAUUAUAUUUCGUUAUAUUUCCUAUACUGAUAGUUACAAUUAUUUCAAUAUAAUUGAGUUAUAUAUUGUAACUCAAUAUACGGACGAGGCAAUUUUUUUCGUAUUAUUUUUUUGUACAAGUGUUAUAAUUUAAUUUUUUAAAAACUUAUAAAUAAAUUAAGACAAAGCUAUAAAAUAUAUAAAAAUACUCAAGUUGAAUAUGAAUGUUACAUUUAAUAAAUAUUUGAAUUAAAUAAUAAUAUUAGUAAGAGAUAUAGAUAGAAGGCAAUAUUGAAUUUAAUUUAUUCUUGUAAAAAAAUAUACUAUACUAAAUAUCUUCUAUAUAGUAUAUUAUUUUUAAAACAAUAUUCCUUAAAUCUUUUACUGCUGUAAACUUAGUUAGUUAAAAUGUCUAUAGGUAUAUGUGACAUAAAGCAAUUGCAAAUUGCGACUUAAAAAGGUAAAGCAAUAAAAGAAAAUAGAUACCUCAUAGUAGUAGUUAUUUUCUGUCUUUCUUUUGUUUUAGUUUGAUAAAAUUUUCUAAAAUGAAAACACUUGAGAAUAUUUCUUAUUUAUGUGUAUUGAAAUGUGUAAAAUACAUAAUAAUAAAUCAAUAAUCUUUUCAUUUUAAAGUUUUUGCAUUCGGCAAUGCAACUGCCUUGGUGCUGUUGCUGUUGCUUAAAUGAAAACUAAAUAAAAAAUAUUUACAUUUUUAAAUUUAUAUAUAUUUAUUUUAAGUAACUUUUACAUUUAUCGUUUAAAAAUAAAAUCUAUCUCAAUGUUACUCUAAUAAAUCUAAAUUCUAGAAACAAAAUAUACUAUUUAAUAGUAAAAUUAAACUGUAAAUAUAGUUUAAAUUCCUUCUAUAUACCUUAAUAUAUAUUAUUUAUUAUGUACCUGAAAAAACAAAUUUUCAUUAGAUACUAUUUUAGUUACUAAAAAGCACCACUUGAAAACGUAGGUAGUUUAGUUUGUAAUAGGUGUAUUAUGUUUUAUGUUUACCACCUGAAAAAGCUUUGCCGCCUCUUAAGAUGUCUAAAUAUAUAUCUCGCACUGUAUAUGUGUUGUAGUUUGCACCAAUGUCAUGUUUGUAUUCCUUUUUCGUUUAAUUUCAUUAACAUUUCUGAUUAAUUGAAUAUUUAUGAACACAGCGUUCUUCCCAUAAAGUUUAUUGUUGUUUCAAAAGAUGACGCUUAAUUAAAAAGUACUUUAAUAAUUAUAAAAUACUUAUUUUAUACCACUGUCGUUAAAGAAUAGAUACACAAAGAGAUAAUCUACAUGAGAAUAAGAACUUACCUUAAAUAAAUAUUAUUUACUUUAUAAAUUAUGUUAUUAAUUAAAAAUAGAUGAUAAAUUAAGUAUUUACUUACUAAGUCCGCCACAUAAAAAAAAAACCAAAGAAAUUGUUAUAUAUAAAACAUGUAGUUGUGAUUAUGGCGUUGUGUUUAUCUAUCAUUUUAGAUAAAAUGUAAGAGUAUUAAAUAAAAUUGUUCGUUAUAUUUUAAAUUUUAAUUGGAAAUAUAUGAAUAGAAAAACGACAACUA